UAAACAAUCUUUUUAAUAGUCGAGUCAACGUCUCAAUCGAAUCGUUGCAAUCAAAGAAGGACAAAAUGGACUCAGAAAUUACGGAUUUCUACAAAAAUAAAACCAUUUUUCUAACUGGUGCCAGUGGAUUUUUAGGCAGAUUGGUCAUUGAAAAACUGCUGCGUGUAACCGAAGUGAAACGCAUCUAUAUUCUAAUUAGGCCCAAGCGCGGAGUGGAAAUCCAGCAACGGAUUGAUACGUUUAUGAGCAGCUUCCUUUUCAGUGAAGUCUCCAAAUCAAAUCCCAACUACAAAGACCGGCUAUCGCCCAUAGCAGGCGACUGUGCACUGCCGGACUUGGGCUUGAGUGUCGCAAACCGGAAGCUCUUGACUGAGGAGGUGCAAGUAAUGUUCCAUAGUGCAGCAACGGUCAGCUUUGAGGAGCCACUCAGCACGGCAGUGCACAUCAAUGUGCGUGGAACGCGCCUGCUGGUGCAGCUGGCCAAGCAGAUGCCUCGGCUGGAGGCAUUUGUUUAUGUAUCCACUGCCUUCUCGAAUUGUGUGAUCGAGAAGAUUGGCGAACGCUUCUAUCCAGAGAUAUUGACGUGCACAGCCGACCAGAUGAUGUCGCUGAACGAGCAGCUGAGCAGCGAUUUAAUCAACAAAAUGGCACCAGCCCUGCUCGAAAAGUUUCCCAACACCUACACCUUCACGAAGGCCUUGGCGGAGCAGGUGGUGCAGACGGAAGGCAGAGACUUACCUGCCUGCGUAUUUCGGCCGUGCAUGAUUAUGCCCACCUUUAAGGAUCCGAUUAAGGGUUGGAUUGACAACUUCUACGGUCCCAUCUCCGUAAUAUAUGGCUCUGGAUUCGGAGUUCUACGUGUCAUGAUCUUCAAUAAGGAAGCCAAGGGCAACGUGGUCCCAGCCGAUUAUUGCGUCAACUUAACACUGGCGAGUGCCUGGCAUUCAGCUAAACAAGCUGCUGACCGUAAAGUAAAGAUGAUUGAGUCACCAGAACCAACCGUUUACAACUAUGUUCCAACCGAGCAGAAUCCCAUUAAGUGGGGCAAAUUUAUGGAGUUUUUGGAUAGCCGCAAGCACUUGUAUGCACUAAAUCAAAUGGUGUGGUAUCCCUUCCUAUUGGUCACAUCGAAUAUGAAAAUUUUCGAGCUGCUGAUAGCCGUCUAUCAUAAUUUUCCUGCCUUUUUAAUUGACACGUGGCUGCGUCUCAGGGGACAGCAGCCACGCAUGAAGAAAAUCUAUAGUAAAAUUCAUAGAGGAAUAAGGAAUAUAACUCCGUUCGGUAUCACUGACUGGACCUUUGAGAUGAACAACUUUGAACGUCUGAUGCGAUGCAUGUCGCCCCAGGAUCAAAAACUGUUUGGGUUUGACUUGAGGGUCCUCGAUUGGUCAGAAUAUUUUAAUUCCUCCCUGUAUGGAUUCCGUGUUUUCCUGGCUAAAGAAAACGUGACCGAAGAGUCCCUACGAUCCGGAAAAAAACGUUUCGAUCGUUUGUUAAUUUUAAAUUAUCUUGUGCAUUUCGUUGCCUUGAGUAUACCAGCUGGCAUGGUAUGGUGCUUGCUACACCUACUAAAUAUUGUCUAGUUCUAUAAACUUCAAGACUUGAAUUUCUUUGUUUAUUUUGCUUCAGCAGUAAUUGGUAAUAAAAAUAUGGGUGUGAAAUUAAAUUAUGUUAAGAACAUAAACAGAGGAUAAAAAGAGACAUCACAUAAUUCAUGUAUUCAU
Messenger RNA from Drosophila hydei, 1724 nucleotides. RefSeq names its product fatty acyl-CoA reductase wat-like. NCBI's taxonomy places the organism in Eukaryota, Metazoa, Arthropoda, Insecta, Diptera, Drosophilidae. Gene Ontology annotation, biological process: long-chain fatty-acyl-CoA metabolic process. Gene Ontology annotation, molecular function: alcohol-forming very long-chain fatty acyl-CoA reductase (NADP+) activity. The record is from RefSeq and is a predicted model, not a curated record. The transcript is spliced from 5 exons. The coding region runs from base 66 to 1583 and encodes 505 amino acids. Gene Ontology annotation, cellular component: peroxisome.